GUCCGCCUAGCCCCGCCUGCUGUAGAUUUCCGAUUGAUCCUGUUAGCGGCAACUCAGCUGGGAGCCGAGGCUCCGGGGUUCUGCGCAGGACGGUGGGCGUCUACGCAGCGGGCCCCUUCGCGAGCUGCCAGGUUAUUUCCAUGUCUUGGCUAUCGUGAAUAGUGCUGCUAUGAACAUAGGGGUGAAGCAGCACUCUUGUUGACACCUACCGCCCACUCUCUGCCAGAAAACGAAACAAGAACAAAACCUGAUGCUACAGUCUAGCCACUCUCAAAAACUGCUAACUCCAUUCUUCCAGAUGCUUUUGCCAUAUGAAGUUGAACAUGGCAGAAGAAGAGGACUAUAUGUCUGAUUCCUUCAUUAAUGUCCAAGAAGAUAUCAGACCAGGCUUGCCAAUGCUGAGGCAAAUCCGAGAAGCCCGUCGAAAGGAAGAAAAGCAACAGGAAGCUAAUUUGAAAAAUAAGCAGAAGAGUUUAAAAGAAGAAGAACAAGAGAGACGUGACAUUGGAUUGAAGAAUGCACUAGGCUGUGAAAACAAAGGGUUUGCUUUGCUCCAGAAGAUGGGAUAUAAAAGUGGUCAGGCCCUCGGCAAGAGUGGAGAUGGUAUUGUUGAACCAAUUCCUCUCAAUGUCAAAACAGGAAAAAGUGGCAUUGGUCAUGAGGCAUUACUAAAACGGAAAGCAGAGGAAAAACUGGAAAGCUACAGAAGAAAGAUUCACAUGAAAAACCAAGCUGAAGAAAAAGCUGCAGAACAGUUUCGAAUGCGACUUAAAAAUAAGCAAGAUGAAAUGAAGCUAGAAGGAGAUCUUAGAAGAAGCCAGAGAGCCUGUCAACAAUUGGAUACUCAGAAGAAUAUUCAGGUUCCCAGAGAAGCAUGGUACUGGUUGAGGCUUGAAGAGGAAGCUGAAGAAGAGGGAGAGGAAGAAAAAGAACAAGAUGAAGAUGAAUAUAAGAGUGAAGAUUUAAGUGUACUGGAAAAAUUACAAAUAUUGACUAGUUAUUUAAGAGAAGAACAUCUGUAUUGUAUUUGGUGUGGAACAGCCUAUGAAGGUAAAGAAGACCUGUCUUCAAAUUGCCCAGGACCAACUUCUGCAGAUCAUGACUAAGAUUAUUCUCAAUAAAGUAGAAGCUUGGCAAA
This is a messenger RNA of Hippopotamus amphibius kiboko, 1138 nucleotides long. It is a transcript of the gene GPATCH11, whose product is annotated as G-patch domain containing 11. NCBI's taxonomy places the organism in Eukaryota, Metazoa, Chordata, Mammalia, Artiodactyla, Hippopotamidae. The coding region runs from base 312 to 1106 and encodes 264 amino acids. Gene Ontology annotation, molecular function: nucleic acid binding. The transcript is spliced from 10 exons. The record is from RefSeq and is a predicted model, not a curated record. Gene Ontology annotation, cellular component: kinetochore.